Messenger RNA from Abrus precatorius (Indian licorice), 2153 nucleotides. RefSeq names its product E3 ubiquitin-protein ligase RFI2-like. The record is from RefSeq and is a predicted model, not a curated record. Gene Ontology annotation, molecular function: ubiquitin-protein transferase activity. Lineage: Eukaryota; Viridiplantae; Streptophyta; Magnoliopsida; Fabales; Fabaceae. Bases 306 to 1577 code for a protein of 423 amino acids. The transcript has 6 exons.
AAAUUAAAUAUUAAAAAAAGUGAAGAGAGAGAAGAGAUUUUGAUGACAUUCAAUUUCUUAUAUCCCUUUUCCCAAACUCCCCAAACCAUCUUUGGUCCUUUCUUCUCUCUCUGUCUUUCUGUGUGCUGAACAAAAGAAAAAGAAAGAAAAGAGUUUGGAAUUAAGAUCUGAUCUAUUUAAACUGCUCUACUCACGCUUUCACUUUUACAUUCCUAAUCCGAACUGAAACCCGCACACGACGCAAAUCAUUCCGUUCCGUUCCUGUCUGAAUGACGUGAUUCCAUCUAUUAGGGUUUUCAAUUGCGAUGGGUCUCGGAAACGAUGACGAUGACGGAGACACAAACGACUCCUUCUCUUCCCUGCCUUGCUCUAUUUGCCUCGACCUUGUUGCCGAUAACGCCGAUAGAUCCUGGGCCAAGCUUCAAUGUGGCCAUCAAUUUCAUCUCGAUUGCAUUGGCUCAGCCUUCAAUAUAAAAGGGGCAAUGCAGUGCCCUAAUUGUCGGAAGAUUGAGAAGGGUCAGUGGCUUUAUGCUAAUGGUAGCCGAUCAUAUCCAGAAUUUAACAUGGAUGAUUGGACACAUGAUGAGGAUCUCUAUGAUGUUAGCUACUCUGAAAUGGUAAUAGAAACUUCCUUUGGAGUUCACUGGUGCCCUUUUGGUAACUUGACCCGACUUCCUUCAUCUUUCGAGGAAGGGGAAUUUUCAUCAACUGCAUAUCAUGAUGUACUGGGACAACAUGCUUUAUUUGCUGAACAUACAGCUGUAUCAUCUGCUAGUCAUCCUUGCCCGUAUAUUGCUUACUUUGGACCAAUACAUCCUUCCACCUCCAACACUAGUGGGGCUGUUUCAGAAGCUUCUACCUUCAACCAUUGGCAUGGGCCACCUGUACCUAGUGACAUGCCAACCUCCUACACAUUUCCUGCGGUGGAUCUUCAUUAUCACGGUUGGGAACACCAUUCCUCUCCUUUCUCUUCUGCCAGUACUCGACUAGGUGCUGGUGAUCAGACCUCAGUAUCCCCUGGUAGUCAAAGGCCUGCCAGGGGUGGGUCAGAGGUCCCUAGAUCUGGAUCCUUUGUGCAUCCUUUCCUUGUUGGUCACAGUUCUGCUGCUAGAGCUGGAAACUCUGUUGCGUCUUCAAUGAUCCCUCCUUAUCCAGGCAGCAAUGCUCGAGCCCGUGAUAGAGUCCAAGCCCUUCAAGCAUAUUAUCAAACCCAGCAACCGCCCAAUUCUGCCACAAUACGAACACAUGUUGCUUCUGGCACUCGAAGGUCCAGUAGUUACAGUGGUUCAAGUCCAUUAGCACCAAUGGCCUCGUCACCAGACCAGAGUAGUGGCUUCGUUUAUAUCCCAUCAGCUUCUCCAGGACGUAAUUUUCAUGAAGAAAGCCAUCUGCCAAGUCACUUCCAUGCUUGGGAAAGAGACCACUUGCCUUCAUUGUCAUUGUCAUUAAACCAUGUUGGUAGAGAAUCGAGUUGGAGACCAUAUCACCAGACUGCCAGUGCAUCAGACCCAGGUAUCAGAUCCAGCAGCUUUCGAUUAAGGCAUGAAUCAGAAAGAAUGCCUUCACAAAAUCGGUGACAUACUGGUUUUAUGUCAAACUACCGUUGUUAUGGAAAAUCAAAAUUUGUGUAUGCUUGAGAAAAGUUAUGUAAUGCUUUUAGCCUGGCUGGCGUGUUAUGGCAGACUUUAUAUAUGGCUAGCCUUGUAAUUCAUCUUUCUGGCAGCCGUGUGGCAGUGUGAUGGACAUUGGCCUCUUCUAGUUUCUUUGCCUUGGAAGGGCAUAAAAUAAGAUCCUAUCUAGUUGAAAAAAUUAGCUUUUGGAAAGGGGCAUUGUCAAUUCAAGUGAUAAAUUAAGUGGAUGAGAGCUGUUGUGGCAACCAUUUGUUGUAGUGGGUGAAUUUUUUAUUUCUGAUAUCGACGCUCAAGCAAAUGCUGUAUAUCGAAAACACGCUUAAUCUUAUCACCACCGGGGCAAGUGUGAUCAUAGACUGUUGUGUUAGAACUGGUCCUUUGGGUUCUGAACUCGUUUGAGAAAUGGGAACCAUGUCUAUUUAGGAUUUUUUUCAAGGCUGAUUUAUUCAAAAAAAGGUACUUUAACGAAAUAAUCUUUAGUCACCUUUUACACACCAUCAUAAUAAAAUAUAAUAACAUGAC